Drosophila rhopaloa is the source of this 558-nucleotide messenger RNA. RefSeq lists its product as uncharacterized. NCBI's taxonomy places the organism in Eukaryota, Metazoa, Arthropoda, Insecta, Diptera, Drosophilidae. The transcript is spliced from 3 exons. The coding region runs from base 1 to 558 and encodes 185 amino acids. The record is from RefSeq and is a predicted model, not a curated record.
AUGAUGCUUGUCCGCAGUGCCCUCUUUUUUGAACUGAUCCUCUGUUCAGUCUGCAGAAUUCAUGCGGGUCCCAAGUCCUUGAAUUUUCUGCUCUUUAGGAAGAUUGUCACUGGAUACAACACCAAGUACAUGUCGCUCUAUGAGGCAACGGUCAGCCAGGACUUCACCACGGUCAACUUCACCUUAAACUUUGCGCGGGACAUCUCAGCGGACAUAUGGCUGAAGUCCACGAUUGGGCAGCGGGUGUCCAAAAGAGGAAACACCUACAGGGACGUCUUCACAUACGACAUCAAUCUGUGCAGGGUAAUGGGAAGGGGCAAGGGCAACAGUCUGAUCGAUUUCUGGAUGAACAAUGUCCUAAGAGAGUCAAAUAUUCCUCGUGGCUGCCCAAUCAAGGAGGGCAACUACUACAUGCGCAACAUUCGAUCGGAAAAGGAGACCAUUCCACGGUUCAUUCGCUCGGGCAGCUUCCGGAUAGACGCCUUUGUCUAUGUGAGAGAUUGGCACAACGCCAACUUGACAGACACCAUAUUCUACGUCGACAUCAAUAUGAAGUGA